CGCAAGACCAGGAGACUCUCCCGCCUUCUGACGGCGGAGUCUCGCGCCUCGUCGCUCGAGCGUGCGGCUGACUGGAAGAAGGCGCUCCUUCGCUCCCCGAGUCCCUGAGGGAAGCGGCGGCGGCGCUCUCGCCGCUUGUGUCUGAGGUGACGCCGAGAAGCUCCUCGGGCCGGGCGGAGGCGGCACCAUGAAGGUGGCGGUGCUCGACUUGGGCACCGUGUUUGCCAAACUCUUCAAGCCCUCUUCCUCCUCGUCUCCGCCUUACUCGCCAACCGCCGCCGCCUCCUCUCUCAGCAGCGCGCCUCAGCCCAAGGCGCUGCUGCCCCUUCCUCCGCCGGGGUCUCUGCCCUCUCGCCCCGCCGCCUUGCAGCCCGCAGGGGGCUCGUCUAGCAUAGCGGCAGCCAGUCGAGGCGCUCCCGGCGGGGCGGCGGCGAAGUCCCCCGGAGGCAACAGCUCUCCGCGCUCGGCGGCGGCGGCGCCGUCCCUGCCGAGGGAGCCCGGGGCUUGGGCAGCGCCCGCGGGCAAGCAGCUGCUCUUCGUCACUCUGCCCGACAUCGGCGAGGAGGGCGCGCCCGACGCCGACCCCCCAGAAGAGGCAGCGGAGCCCAGAAAAGGACUAUCUAAAGGAGACGCAGACCGCUGUUUCCAAGGAAAGAGUGAGGAUGGCCUUCCAGCACCUUUUACCAAAAGCGUGCAAGAAGCCAUUGAUAAAUAUACAUUUGUCUCUGUUUCGUCACUUUCAUCAAGCAGACGGACAACACCAACAGACUUGAAUAAUUCUUGGUCUGGGAUUCAGAGUUGCACCACUGGCCCAUCUACUGAAAGAAGCUCUGUUUACUCCUGGAGAGAUGAUGAAUUUGAUAAAGCUAAUACACAAAGAGUUCAUCAGCUGUUUUGGGAUGUGGAUGAAAUGUUGUUUGAAGGCAAAGUGAGUUCCCAAACCGAGAGUCUAAAGGCAGAAUGCAAGGAUUGGACUAACAGAUCACUUCACCUAAGGAUUUUGGGAAAACAGCUUAUUUUCCCAAAAGAUGAGGGCUUUCAGCAUUACCAGGGCAGAACUGCCAGCUCUGUUUACUCCAGGUCCUUACCUACCCUGAGUGAAAUCACCAGCAGUAUGAAAGAGUUAUGCAUCUCAGGCUCUAAACUGAUUCCUGCAGCUUUUCCAGUGCAGAAGGCAUUCAGCUCUGAAUUACCAGAAAUUUCUUUAGCGAAAUCACCUGUAUAUUCAUUCUUGGAAGAAGAAAUCUAUGAUGCAGAAGGAAAAAUUGAAGAGUAUCUUGCAUUCGACAACAAGGAACUUGAUGAUGAAAAGUUGGAGCAAAAGAUAUAUCAACUUGCCCAAAAGAGGGUUAAACAUGGCAUUCCUCCUAUUUCCCCCAAUGCCUGUAUCAAAGAUGCUGUAGUAGCGGAAGUUUUCGAUCACGUCUGGAAGAAUGUAAUUCAAGUACUGGAAGAAUUAAUAAGGAAACACUGGGAAUCGUCUAUCACAGAGAAUGACAAACAGAUGGAGAAAUUGAAAGCUACUGGAAACAAGUUACCACAUCUAUCCAUUUCCCGUGUUGCAAUGGAUGCAUCAAGUGUACCCCCAUCAAGAGGGUCAGAGGCUCGAGGCACAUCUGUUGGUUUGCAUUUUGUCCCAUCACAGAUCCACCGGUUUCCCAGCAAUUUACACAGCGAUUUAAAUGGUGUCAUGACAAUCCAAGCCAAGCCACUGCAACAGAGGCACUCUGGGCUAACAGAAAAGAUACAGAAUGAGCAGGAAGACAAGCCGCAAGUGGGUUCCAGUGUUAACUCAGCACGAAAUCGGCUGGGGCGAAUUCCUGACAGUAGUGUUCUCUCAUGUUCCCGAGUAUUGCUUGGAUCCUCUAGAAAAACAGCAGGCCACCGUAGGCUACCGUCAAUAGCUACAGAUCCUCUGCGCUCAAAGACCCCCAAUGUUUACAGCGAUGAAGUCCUUAGGGGGACAAAACUAUGUACUGCCUUAGAUCGUUUGUCCUCUCCACUUCUGCCUACAGCCCGGAACAAGCUGCCACCGAUUACAUCAGAUGCCGUUGAGCAAUAUCUUUCCGUUCCUGGAUCACAGCUAGGCUUUCAUAAAGGAAGGUAUCCUCAUGGCAGAAUUUCCAGCGCGGUACCUGAUGGUGCAGAACGGCGGCCACUUAGAGAGCGAACUGUCAUAAUAGAUCAGUUUUCGAGACCCAAUACUACUCACACAUUUCGGUCAGAUACACCUCAUAAAAUACCAUUGACUCCUAUGGAUUUUGCUAAUCAAAUGUGGACAGGUCAUGGGGUAUUGAUAGGUUCACAGUUCCAUGCCAAAUCAUUCCAGAGAAAUCCACCUGUAUCUAGAAGAAGAUUUCAAGUUGCUUCAUAACAUAUAGCAGAAGGCAAAAACAACAACCAACCAACCUGAUCUGUACUUUAUGGGACUCUGCAAUACUCCCAACUAUAUUAUCAGAAGGGAUGGCGUUCCAGUAUUGUAGUUUUGUGCCUUAGUGUUCUGUGUCUCUGCAUACAGCCAGCUUGGAAAUUGUUUCACCAAAGACUCAUUAGCAAGCGCAUCAAGACAGUGGCAUAUAUCUGGAAAACAGAAUAUGAAUUGGUGCCAAUUUUUUUCGAAAGGCAGAAGUCAAGUUUAAAAGAAAGUGCCUUCCUGGUUCUGUUCUGUUUUUGUUUGUUUGUUUGUUUGUGGACCAGGUGCAAGCAGAGCUGAGCCAAAUUGUCAUUAGCUUUCCUUUUCUUUUUCUGUAGCGAACAAGGGAAGCUUUCAUAAAGCAGCUAAACAAAUUGCACAAAAUUUAAAUAGUUUCCCUGUUUUUCAUCAAAGUUCUGGGGCUCAGGGAGAACUGUGUAAAAGCCCUCAGAGGCUGGUCUUUAAUUAUCUGAGCUAGCCCACAGAACUAUGAAGCCUUGGGAGGAAGGGUACUCUUUUCACAGAGAAGCAUGCUAAGGAAUUUGAGCUAGACUUUGCCUCGGUUCUUUUGGCGGAGCUUCCGUGAUCUUGGUCAGACAAGUUUGGCGGGGGAGUGGGGGGGGUUGCACAGGCAUUAAAACAACUUAGAGCCAUUAAAACAAACCUUAGCAGGGCUUUCACACAUUUCCUUCUAAUGAAAUUUUGAGGAAGCAAACACUGCAAAAACCAGGAAUUGUUUCCGCAGGAAUGAAAGUGACACCAAAACAGUUGGAGUUGGUUUUAGCUCAGCUGUAGUAAUGCAGUCUAUAAACCCUUGAAGAGUAUGAUAAUCAGAUUUAAUUCCUGGACUCUUUUUGUUAUGGUUCCAUAAGAAAAAUCUAUCCCUUCUCUCUGGUUUAUGCUUGGGCAAUCUCUAAAAUUAAUUUUGGAAGUGAAGUAGGCAUAAGUUGCUGCAGUUUGGGUUCAAAUAUUUUCUUCAUGCACAAACUUAGCUAAUGCACAUUGAUUAAACACCAUGAAAAAACAAAUUUUGAUGCAAUCCCAUCAAGAUCCUUUUUGUGCAAUUGCAUUAAGAACCUUUGGCCAUAUAUUACUGUUGCAUAGACACAAUAUAUUAUUCUGAAAUCAAUGGAGAUUUGAGUACUUGUUUAUUCUAUGUGGUCUACACAUAAUCUAGAUAUUUUGCAUAUUUUUGCCCCCCCCCCACCCAAAAGCACUUUUUGAGAAACUUAGUUUCAUUCUGAAAAUAGAAGUCAUUGUAUAUUUAUUGUGCAUUACUCCACAGUGUGUCCAUUUGAAGCCAGAGGUACCCACACCUGCCCAUUGACAUGGUAGGGCAUAUAUACCAAGAGAGCAAUAACUUCUUCCUUCUCCAUUCACCUGGGGCAUGUAAAGGGAUGAAAAUGUAUGGAUAACCUAACCAAGAGGAGGGUUUUCAAAUGUGUAUCAAGUAGCCACUCCUACCCUGGUGGACAGUAGGAUCUGGAAUUAAUCUAGAUCAGGCACCCCCAACCUGCGGCCCUCCAGAUAUUUUGGCCUACAACUCCCAUGAUCCCUAGCUAACAGGACCAGUGGUCAGGGAUGAUGGGAAUUGUAGUCCAAAACCAUCUGGAGGGCCGAAGGUUGCGGAUGCCUGAUCUAGACAGAAAGCAGCAUGUUGGGGACAAACAUGAAUGCUUCUAGAUUGAGAAAAACAAAUGGGUUAGUGUGCAUGCACACUGCAUAAAGGUACCUUGAUUUCGUUUUGCAUCAUUUUAAUAAGUUCCCCUAUACCCUAAUUCACAUAGUUAAUAUGUAAAAUAAUCAAAAAUAUGAAAAUCGGUAAAGUACAUAUAUUGAGGUGUAAACUAACUGUGGAAAUCAAAACGGAAGAAUUGCAAAGUUAUUUCUAUGUUAAUGUAUGUAUCUUUAUAUCUUUAAUCAUACAUUAUUUGUUGUUGAUUACCAUUGUUGCAUCUUCCUACCUUCUCUUUGUUAUUAAUUUGGCAUGUCCCCCUGUGAAGGAUAAUUAGAGGGCUGACCAUCACGUAUUACCAGUAAUUAAUACAUCAAGCACUGUAAAAUAGCUCAGAUGGAUUUGUUCUCAGAAAGAAUUAGCAGCAAAAUUAUAUCAUAGACCCUCAUGGACUUAGCCCACUUGCUGGGCUGCAACUGAUAUUCUGUUUAUUGAGUUUUUCCUUCCUGAACUUCUUUGAUGUCACCUGCUAAUGUAAAAUGAAUUGAUUUAUUUAGUACUUCAGCAACCCUAAUAAAAAUUUGCUUCAUGAGCCAAUGAA
This is a messenger RNA of Podarcis muralis (Common wall lizard), 4689 nucleotides long. RefSeq names its product family with sequence similarity 149 member A (gene FAM149A). The record is from RefSeq and is a predicted model, not a curated record. NCBI's taxonomy places the organism in Eukaryota, Metazoa, Chordata, Lepidosauria, Squamata, Lacertidae.